CUUCGUGCAUGGCUUAUGCCCCCUUUUUAGUUGUUUUAUGCUUGACUUCAUAUCACCUUCUUCCAUUAUAGGGUAAGCUAUACGAACGUUUAUGGCGUUACUUGAGCUUAUAUUCAGAAUAAGUUUCUCAUUCCAAACCUAGUGGAUGGCUGGCUUAGAGAACUUGAUACUUCAUACUUCAACUGCGAGGUCAGUUGAUCUUUCUUCCUAUUUCAGAAGCUUCUAGUAGCACUAUCUUCGAAUUUCAAAGGCUUCCUAUAGAAGAGCUCCAUUGCGAAUCAUCAUUUCCCUUGCCCAAUGGCAAAUGGGAACAGAAAAGUGUAGUGAUUCGAAAAUAGGAGUUCUGUUCAAUUUUGUAAGGAUGAUACAUUAGGAAGAGUGGUAUGUUUUAUUAAUAAAAUAAUAAUUUAUUAAAUUAUAAAAAUAUUAGUAUCCCCACCUGGAACUGAUUGUAUUUUUGGUCCCAAAUCGGACUAAAUAUCCCGAUCCUUCCUAGGGUAAAAAUUUGUCAAUGGUGUCAUUUAGAACCAUAUGUGUAGCAUAUUAACUAUAUGGGAUAUUAUGGAUUGGGAAUCAGUUUGCUUUGAGUGGGCAUUAGUCCAAACCCCAAAGUAGGAUGGGAGGAAUCCAUACUCAAGGCAUAUAUGCCAAAGCCCACCCCUAAAGUAAAGCUACCAAAUCCUAUAGUACUUUCUUAAAUUCAUAUUCUUAUAAAAUCUUUAUAUAUAAGAUAAUUUUUAAUACUAAUAUUCAGUCUCAUGCACCUCAUAUUGACACAAGCUUCUUGAGUAAUUGCAAACCAUUCAAGUAGCAGAUUCUUCCUUAACCCCAUCUCUUAUAUAAAGCGUUCAUAUCCUCCUUGCAAGAGAGACAAAGGAGUGGCUUUGUUGUAACCAAAGGGAUGGAUUGGCUCUACCCAAAGAGGAGGGGUCCAGAAUGGAAACAAGGGUGGACAGGCCAGACCCUGGCCUCCAUCUCCGCCCCGCCGCUGCCACUGCUAGCCAUCUUCGCCAUUGUCAUCUUCUUGUUAUCCCUCUCUCAAUACACCAACUACAAGGCCCAGCUCCAACACUCCAUGAUCAACGUCCAGCUCUUCCUCCUCUUGCUGCCCAUUCUGCUCAUCUUCAUUGUGCUUUCUGGGUUUACCAGCGGCAGGUACACCUUGUGGCCGCUCCGGCCCGACCGCGACACCGCGGCUCGCCAGACCGGGGGUUCGCCGUGGGGCGUCGCCAUCUUGCUGGUGGUGCUUCUUCUGCUGGUGUCUUACCAGUCCUCCUUCCACUCUAAGUGGUUUGGACCUCUUUCUAGGUUGGAAUAGGCAUAGAAUUAUGAUUGGUUUGGGCCUCCUUUGUGGUCUUUCUGAUGGGCUUACGGGCUUUGAGGGUGAGGGAUGGCGCCUUGUGCUCUUGUUUUGUUCUUUUCCUCGUGUUGUGACAAUUCUCUCUACUGGAUGGUGAAAAAGUGUUUUUAACU
This is a messenger RNA of Diospyros lotus (date-plum), 1473 nucleotides long. RefSeq lists its product as uncharacterized. Bases 902 to 1318 code for a protein of 138 amino acids. Lineage: Eukaryota; Viridiplantae; Streptophyta; Magnoliopsida; Ericales; Ebenaceae. The transcript has a single exon. The record is from RefSeq and is a predicted model, not a curated record.